Micropterus dolomieu (smallmouth bass) is the source of this 4685-nucleotide messenger RNA. It is a transcript of the gene slc6a2, whose product is annotated as solute carrier family 6 member 2. The transcript is spliced from 15 exons. Gene Ontology annotation, molecular function: norepinephrine:sodium symporter activity; dopamine:sodium symporter activity. Gene Ontology annotation, biological process: dopamine uptake involved in synaptic transmission; sodium ion transmembrane transport. Lineage: Eukaryota; Metazoa; Chordata; Actinopteri; Centrarchiformes; Centrarchidae. Bases 268 to 2139 code for a protein of 623 amino acids. Gene Ontology annotation, cellular component: neuron projection; presynaptic membrane; neuronal cell body membrane. The record is from RefSeq and is a predicted model, not a curated record.
UACUACAGAUAAAAUGUUUUAUCUUAAUGUUGUACUCGUAAUAGUAGCACACAGACAUUGGAUAUGUCUGCUAUGGGAAGAAUAAUGCCCAUGUAGGCGGAGGUGUGAGCUGUUGUUUCGGUGGAGACCGCUCGCUUCUUUGGUUUUUGUCAGCGGGAUUGCCGUCCUUAUCCAAGCGCACCGACUCAGACCAUCUGCUCCGCCAGAACCCGCAGGGGGCCGUGAGAGCACCGGGCCAGCGUGGGCUUCGUACGCACCGCAGAGAAGAUGAAUAUCCAGGUUCUGCCAGAACACAAGCUCUCGUCGGUGGCCCCGCUGAAACAGUGCAAUGUGGAGAAAAAAGACGUAGAACUGAUACUGGUGAAGGACCAGAAUGGCGUCCAGUACACCAGUUCCUCCAUCAUUCCCACCCCUGGCCACCGCGCAGGUCCUCCCGGAUCCGAGGACGAUCGGGAAACUUGGGGCAAAAAAAUAGACUUUCUCCUGUCGGUCAUUGGCUUCGCGGUGGACCUGGCCAAUGUUUGGAGAUUUCCUUACUUGUGCUACAAAAAUGGAGGAGGUGCUUUUUUGAUCCCCUACAUUCUUUUCUUGGUCAUUGCGGGGAUGCCAUUGUUCUACAUGGAACUUGCCUUGGGCCAGUAUAACAGGGAAGGGGCAGCUACAGUUUGGAAAAUAUGCCCUGUUUUUAAAGGUGUGGGCUACACAGUGAUCAUCAUAGCACUGUAUGUUGGCUUCUACUACAAUGUCAUCAUUGCCUGGUCCCUCUACUACCUGUUCUCCUCCAUGACCAAUGAGCUGCCAUGGCUCAAAUGUGGCAACAGCUGGAAUAGUCCGAACUGCACCGACCCCAAAUCCAUCAACGGAUCCCUCCUCGGCAAUGGAACGUCUUACGCCAAGUACAAGAUCACCCCGGCAGCAGAGUACUAUGAACGGGGUGUGCUACAUCUCCAUGAGAGUAGGGGUAUCCAGGACCUGGGCCUGCCUCGCUGGGAGCUGACCUUGUGUCUGGUGGUGGUGGUCUUCAUCCUAUACUUCAGCCUUUGGAAAGGUGUCAAGUCCUCUGGGAAGGUGGUGUACAUCACAGCUACCAUGCCCUAUGUGGUCCUUUUCGUUUUGUUGAUUCGAGGCAUAACUCUACCAGGGUCCAUGGACGGCAUCAGGGCCUACCUCCACAUCGACUUCAAGCGGCUCAACAAUCUAGAGGUGUGGAUUGAUGCUGCCACCCAGAUAUUCUACUCACUAGGAGCAGGAUUUGGGGUGCUCAUUGCAUUUGCCAGUUAUAACAAAUUUGACAACAACUGCUACAGGGAUGCUCUCUUGACCAGUACUGUGAACUGUGUCACCAGUUUCUUCUCAGGGUUUGCCAUAUUUUCUGUACUUGGAUACAUGGCUUAUAAACAUGGGGUCAAAAUUGAAGAUGUGGCAACAGAAGGGGCAGGAUUGGUGUUUAUCAUCUACCCUGAAGCAAUUUCUACGCUGCCUGGUUCAACAUUUUGGGCUAUUGUGUUCUUCAUCAUGUUGCUGACUUUGGGCAUUGACAGCUCGAUGGGUGGCAUGGAGGCAGUCAUCACAGGCCUGACAGAUGACUUCAAGAUCCUCAAGAGAAACAGGAAGCUCUUCACCUUUGCCACAGCCUUUGGAACCUUCCUGGUUGCCCUUCUCUGCAUUACUAAUGGUGGGAUCUACGUGCUGACGCUGUUAGAUAAGUAUGCAGCAGGGACAUCGAUACUGUUUGGUGUGUUGAUCGAGGCCAUUGGAGUGUCAUGGUUUUAUGGUGUGGACCGCUUCAGUGAAGAUAUCGAGCGAAUGAUGGGCUUCAAGCCAGGACUCUACUGGAGACUAUGCUGGAAAUUUGUCAGCCCAGCUUUUCUGCUGUUUGUGGUAAUAGCCAGUACUGUGACAUCAUCAGGCCUGAAGUAUGAUGACUACGUUUUCCCUAACUGGGCUAACAUAGUUGGCUGGGGUGUGGCCAUGUCCUCCAUGCUAUUUGUCCCCUUCUACGCCAUUUAUAAAUUCUGCAGUGUACCAGGAACAUUCAAAGAGAGGAUAGCCUAUUGCAUCACUCCAGAACAUGAACAUCAUUUGGUGGCUGAGGGAAAUGUACGGCAGUUCACACUCAAGCAUUGGUUGGCCAUCUGAUGACAAAUUCUCAGAAGUCCCUCGUGCAUCCUCACAUCUGGUGUUUGGCGUUCCUGUGUACCACCAGUGGUUGGAAAGACAAGGAGAGCAACAGGCUCCAACCUCUCUCAGCAGCCUCAAUCAUCUCCCUGUGCAUUUACUACCCAAGGCCUUUGUUGUCAACAGUAGCUUCAAGCACUUUGAUUUCAGAGUUAUGCCUGUUAAUGUUUUGAAGCCUAUUCAACACCUUUAGCUCACAGGGGACAGGCACCCUAUGGGUAAAAUGUAUUGUUAGUUACCCAUGGACAUCAUUACCUUUUUACAGAAACUACAAUUAAAGACAAAACAAUCCAAUUUUCCCACAUAUGCCUACACAGGGGACCCAAACAUUUACAUUUUUGAACUUUUCCUAGGCCUAUGAUUAUUUAUUAUAUAUUAUGUGUUAAUUUUGGCUGUUCUGUUGGCUGAGUGGCUUAUCUGUGUCAGUGCCUUAUCAAGCAAGACACUCCAGGUUUCUUACAGUCCGUACAGGAAGAAAUGACAAACUGUGUUGACUCAGGAAUCCACCAAAUCAAACCACAGUUUGUGGCUGCCAAUCUCGAUUUGACCCAGUUUAUUAAAACUCAAGUCAAAACGCUGAAGGCCAACAAAGUAUUAAGGCCAAACUCCUUAAGAAAGACAAAACAGGCCUGAUAUAAUGCUUUUGUAUUGCAUUCUGUUAAAGAAAAGGGAAUACUUCAUACAUCACUACAAAGUUUUAAAAGAACUGAAGCAGGGUCCAUUCACCUCUUAUGCUUCGAAUGGCCAGGCUCAAAAAACCCUCUGUUGUGUUUCCCCUAUAUGCAUUCCACAGCAGCGCAGUUUUGUCUCAUCAAAUGCAAUAAACUCAAACACUAUCUCUACUUUAAGCAGCAAGCGUCUCUCAGUAGCCUCAAUCAUCUCCCUGUGUAUUUCACCUACCAGACAUUGCCACCAUUUAGGAGACUUUUAUCGGUUGUUCAAACGCUCAGCUGGGGGCAACGAAGGCUCUGCUGCCAGUCUCGCCACCUACCUAUUACAACGAAGUUCAGUGAAGACGCAGAGAUGGAGCAGAACAAAAAGGUACGCCACUCCUCUUUAUCAAAGGGGGUACCUUCUUUGUCUCUAUGGAAAGUCUGUUAUUUAUCUAACUCAAUGAUGUAAUAUCUAGUGGGGACAUGUCCUCAAUAUCCUGUUUUUGCCCCACCUCCACACCACACACCCUUUUUUUAAUACAGUGAAACACAGCGGUAACUCUCUAAAACAUUAAUUUACAUUAGUCUUCUUAAACGUAUACACACAUGUGUUAUGAUGAUAGUGUAGUGUGCAACAGAUCUACCAGUGCUAGUAUAGCUUAUAUCUCUAUAAGGGUUAUGGGUUAAACAUGGGUUAUGGGUAGGAACGUCAGUAGCAAAUAUUGGAUCAAAUUCAGGGUUUAUUAAUCAAUGUAACGUCGCCUAUGCCUAGAUGGCGAGGGUUUCUACUAGGUUAGGUUUUCUGUUUUGAUUUGAUUAGCUAAACGGAGCAUUUUAUUAAACGUAAUUCGACAUCUAUAACUGUGUACAAAUGUGUCUAAAGCCUUUCCAGUGUCAGUGGACACGCAAAAAUAUUGCGGCGGAGCAAAAUAAAAUAUACGCACUUCAGUACCUCUGCUGGAAAAAAUCCUAGGGCAAACACUGCAACCAGACCUUAAUCUCUAAGAAAGGCUGCUUACUGAACGUGAGAAACAAAUGGCUUAACUGUUACAAACUGUUUUGUAUUAUUGUUGUGUGAGUUUUACUUUGCAGGUGUUUGUUUAGUGCUUCUGAGGGAUAUCUGUGGUUUUCCCUCCAAAGAGAGAGAGAGAGAGAGAGAGAAUGUAUGUGUGUGUAUUGGGAUUUCAUUGCCAACCACACAGUAUGCUGUUAGUGUACAGUACAUGGAGGAGUGACAACUGUCAAAUGCCUCUUUCACUGCACUGUAUAACUAUUAUGUUAAAUGCAUAACUGUUAUAUUUUCAUUUGAACCAUAUCUUGUGAUGUUACUUUUUCAUCACCAAAGAAGUGCCAAUAUGUUCCUUUAGGAAUGUUUUUGAUUAUCUUAUUCUGUUUCUCUGUUUUAUUUAUUAUAAUGAAGUUGAAUUUUAACCUUGAAUCAUAACAGACCCUUACUGAAAGGAAUAAAGCCACAAAGAAAAGAACACAUACAUGUCGAAUAUAUAAGGAGAUAUAAAAUAUAUAAAUAUAUUCUUUUGUUAUAUCUAAUCUUGUAUUUAUCAAAUUGUUUAUAACAAAACGUGAAUGUAAAGUAUUUUAAGCGUAACCGUCCACAGUCAUAACAUGGUGUUCGAUGUAUAGCUAAGAUGAACUAUUUAGAAAAAAUAUUCUUCAGUGUAACCCUGGGCUAUUUUGUCACAUAUGGAUGUGAACAAAUACACCCUGGCUUUCCUGGACUCUGUUUACAAAAAUAAUGUGUACAAUACUAAUGUCCUGUUGAACGUGAGUGACAACUAUCUAUGAAGAAGUCUGAAGUAUUCACCCUAUGAUAAUAAAGAAAUUCUUCUACACACA